AAAGCAGGCUUCAGCUGUGAAGGCGGUGUCAGUAUCCCUAAUUAUACCAAAUGUUUAUGGCUUGGGAUGGACUUAAGAGCAAAAUGAGGACUCCAAUUGGUUCUGAAGCUUGUUCUUUCAUUAUGAAUCGGCUUAAAUCAAGACUAUUACGUUAUGAGACUAGGACAGUUCCGCGCUUGGCCACAAUGUUGGACCCUAGAUUUAAGAAGGAAGGUUUUGGAAAUCCUGCCAAUGCCCAACAAGCCUCGGCGGCUCUAGAAAACGAAGUCACCAGUUUGAUUAAUGUUGACGAAAGUGAGCCACCCAUGGAAGAACAGCCAAAGCAGUCUGACAAUGUUCUUAAGUUUUUGUCUGAUAGGAUUCAGCAAAAACAACGAACAGGUAGAUCAGAUGCGAUUAUAACUAUGAGGCAAUACAUUGAGCAGCAAAAUUCUGAACAGGAUAUUGACCCCUUGGAGUACUGGAAGAUUAAUUCGCAACAAUUCAAGCACAUUGCACGGUGCGCUUCAAAAUAUCUUUGCGUACUAGCUAGCUCCACUGAAUCGGAGCGCACUUUCAGUAAAGCCGGGGAAAUCAUUGGGAAUAGAAGAACAAGGCUAAAAUCAAAAAAUGUUGACACUCUUCAACAAGAACUUGUGGCUACUUGAUUGAAAGCAUCUCAGUUUAAGAUCUCAUAUCGAACGACGAAUAUUUUGUUGAUCUCCCUUACUAAUGAUUGGGAUUAAAAAUUAAAUUGUUUAAGUUUUAUA
This is a messenger RNA of Drosophila willistoni, 749 nucleotides long. RefSeq names its product E3 SUMO-protein ligase ZBED1-like. The record is from RefSeq and is a predicted model, not a curated record. The transcript has 2 exons. Lineage: Eukaryota; Metazoa; Arthropoda; Insecta; Diptera; Drosophilidae. Gene Ontology annotation, molecular function: protein dimerization activity. The coding region runs from base 51 to 647 and encodes 198 amino acids.